AUGACGAGUAUCAAUUUGACAGCAGCUGGCUCAGCUACUGAUGCAAUUGACCUAGAGUCUCUUCCUCGCCUUUCGCACCGCGGUGAGGAAGAAAGCAGACGACCAGUCGACAUUGCGCAACAGGGAGUCGAAACCAAUGGUUCAUCCCAGGAGACUAUUGCUCCGCCAAAAUGGAAUUAUCCUCCUAUCAACAAAUAUCGUACUGCGGCGACAUUCUGGUCAUUUCUUGUUGUAGGAAUGAAUGAUGGGUCUUAUGGUGCUUUGGUUCCCUUGCUUGAGGAUUAUUACCACAAAAACCAUACCCUCGUGUCUUUAGUGUUCCUAACACCCUUUGUUGGCUAUGCUAUCGCUUCUGCUAUCAACAGCCUAAUGCAUGUGCAUUUUGGUCAAAGAGGCGUAGCGUUGCUUGCUCCCCUUUGUCAUAUUGUACCAUAUCUCAUUUUUUCCUUCCAUCCCCCGUACCCCGUCAUGAUUUCCAUGUAUGUCCUUGUCGGCAUAGGAAAUGGACUUGCUGAUGCCGCGUGGUGUUCUUUCAUUGGACAGAUGAUGAACUCGCACGAGAUGUCGGGCAUUCUACAGGCGUGUUACGCCCUUGGUGCUACCAUUGCUCCUCUUGUCGCGACUGGUCUCUCUGGAGAAGGUAUGCCAGGCUGGUAUGCAUUUUUCUAUGUCAUGACGGCUGCGUCGGUCGUAGAGCUCAUCGCCUUGACAAUCACGUUUUGGACACAGACUGGAGCCGUCUACUUGUCUGAAGCGCCCUCAGCAUCUGGGGCUAAAUCAGGUCGUAUGCGACAGGUCCUAAAGAACAAGCUGUCGUGGAUUUUUGCCUUUUUUGUGUUUGGAUACUGUGGAGCUGAAGUGGCUCUUGGUGGUUGGGUGGUUGUCUUCAUGCAGAAAAGACGCAAUGCCUCAGCUAUCGUCGGCAGUGCCGUGGCCACGGGGUUUUGGGGCGGAAUGACAGUCGGACGCCUCUUUUUAUCCUUGGUAACAGUCCGACUGGGAGAGUUCUGGGCCAUGUUCUUAUACAUCGGAGUAACUAUUGCUUUGGAGCUUGUCUUUUGGCUGGUGCCGAACCUGGUCGUUAGUGCAGUAGCAGCAGCACUAAUUGGCGUUGCCAUGGGGCCAAUGUAUCCUGUUGCAGUUGUUCUCAUUACCAAGGUCAUGCCCCGCUCUCUCCAUGUCGGGACUAUCGGUUUCGCUGCUUCCUUCGGUGGUUCUGGCGGUGCAAUAUUGCCUUUUGCAGUUGGCGCCAUUGCGCAGGCAAAGGGAGUGCAGACACUUCAACCCAUUGUCCUCGCUAUCUGUGUCGUUCUUGGCUGUUUGUGGCUGCUUCUUCCCCGCAGGCCAGUGGAAAAGGACCAGACGGGUGGCACUUAG
Fusarium fujikuroi IMI 58289 is the source of this 1377-nucleotide messenger RNA. RefSeq names its product related to tetracycline resistance proteins. Gene Ontology annotation, biological process: transmembrane transport. The transcript is spliced from 6 exons. Lineage: Eukaryota; Fungi; Ascomycota; Sordariomycetes; Hypocreales; Nectriaceae. Gene Ontology annotation, molecular function: transmembrane transporter activity. Gene Ontology annotation, cellular component: membrane. The record is from RefSeq and is a predicted model, not a curated record. The coding region runs from base 1 to 1377 and encodes 458 amino acids.